UUACCAUUUCACAUGAGCACGUGCCACCAUGUGCACCGUCUCUCCUUAAUACUCCAUUUUCACGCCUAAAAGCUAAAGCUAACUAAAUGCAAGCUUGGCCGGCCAGGCCAACAACAACAAAUGAAAAGGCCCCAUUCACCCUCUUCUCGACACGUGGCUCCCUCCCAUCACAAGAUCGUAAGAGAAACAAGACGGCGCUCAUUCAUUGGACACAACCAAAAGGGCAGCAUACAAAAAGGAAAAAGCUUUUCCACAUCACAAUCAUAACUUGCUUACCCUUUGCUUUAAGCCAAACACAACCCACCAAACUUCAAAUCUCUCCAUAUAUAUAACUCAUACAAAUUAGGAAAGCUAGUAUAGUAUUAGUACCUCACAACAACAACAACAACAACAACAACAAACACAUUACAUUCUUCUAGUCUUCUACCUCCUCUUGUAACUAAACUUCCAAGAUCUCUAUGGCCUGGACAAGAGGCAAAACCCUCGGUCGCGGCUCCACCGCGGCCGUUAACAUAGCUGAGGAUCGCCGGACCGGUGAAUUAUUCGCUGUGAAAUCAGCGGAGCUUCACCGGUCAGAGUUCCUCAAGAGGGAACAGGGAAUUCUCUCUACUUUAAGGUGUCCUCAGAUCGUGGCCUACAAAGGCUGCGAUGUCACAUUUGAGAACGGUGCUAACUGGUUUAACCUCUUCAUGGAGUACGCGCCUCAAGGGACUGUAACUGAUGCAAUCAACAAGCAUGGUGGUGGAAUUGAAGAAGCUAUGGCGGGGUUUUACACGCGCCAAAUUCUGCUUGGGUUGGAGUACCUUCAUUCAAAUGGGAUAGUGCAUUGUGACGUGAAGGGGCAGAACGUGCUGGUAACGGAGAGUGGUGCAAAAAUUGCUGACUUGGGUUGUUCUAAAAGGGUCGGAGAGUCUGUGAUCACGGGGACGCCUGCGUUCAUGGCGCCAGAGGUGGCGCGUGGGGAGCAGCAGGGGUUCCCUGCUGAUGUUUGGGCUCUGGGGUGUACUGUGUUGGAGAUGAUCACGGGAAAACCGCCGUGGCGAGGUGUUUCUGACCCGGCAGCGGCGAUGUACCGGAUCGGAUUCUCCGGUGAGGUGCCGGAGAUUCCAAGCUCUGUUUCGGAGCAGGGGAAGGAUUUCUUGAGCAAGUGCUUGAAGAGGGAUCCCGAUGAGAGGUGGUCGGUGGAGGAGCUUCUUGGACACGGAUUCGUUGGAGAGAAGAACAAGGAACUAGCAUUGGAUUCGGACACUCCCAUGAGUGUGUUGGAGAGAAGCUUUUGGGACACGCUGGAUACGACUCAGGGUCCCACUUCUGAUUCUUUUUCCUCGGAUUCCUCGAGCUCUCGAGACAGGAUUAGGAUGUUGGUUUCAGAUGAGCCUGUUUGGGAAUGGGAUGAUGAUCAAUGGAUCACGGUGAGAAGCAAUGACAAGGAGCUGGAUGCGUGCUCUGUUCAGGGAACAGAGAGAACAGAGUCCUCUGUUCUGGGAACAGAGGAUUUUGGAUCAUACACUGUUUGUGUCCUUGGUGAUCAAGAGAAUGGUUUGGAAAUUUUUUAUGAACCAAAAAUUGUAGUUGACAUUGUCACUGAAUUUAGUACAUGGAAUGUCAUUGUUGAUAUGAUUGUUACCUUAGUAGCAGCAACUGUGGCUGCAUCAAUUAAGAAUUGUAACCAUUGUCUCCAUAUUAUGAGGUUGUUUCACAUGGAAAAUUUGAUUUUAAGAACAAUGAAGUUUUUACCAAUGCACCGUGUUCUUCUCCCUCUCUUUCCAUCUCUAGUUCACUUUGGAUGA
Molecule: messenger RNA, 1790 nt
Organism: Lotus japonicus
Lineage: Eukaryota; Viridiplantae; Streptophyta; Magnoliopsida; Fabales; Fabaceae
Product: mitogen-activated protein kinase kinase kinase 18-like
Exons: 1
Coding region: 459-1790 (443 amino acids)
Biological process (GO): protein phosphorylation
Molecular function (GO): protein kinase activity; ATP binding
Source: RefSeq, a predicted model, not a curated record